ACUUUUUAGUCCUUCCCGUCCUCUUAAGCGAAAUUUAUAUCAUUUGAAAACCCUAGCACUUGUCACUGCAGCAUCCCUGAACGUGAGAAAUGGAGUUCUCACAAAGCGACUUCGAUCGGUUGCUUCUCUUCGAGCAUACUCGAAAAUCCGCCGAGGCUGCCUACACGAAGGACCCUCUGGAUGCCGAUAAUCUCGCUAAGUGGGGUGCAUCAUUGAUUGAACUGUCUCAAUUUCAAACUGUUCCAGAAGCAAAGAAUAUGUUAAAUGAUGCAAUGACGAAAUUAGAGGAGGCUUUGUCUGUAAACCCUGCGAAGCAUGAUGCUUUGUGGUACCUGGGGAAUGCAAACACUUCUUUCGCAUUUAUGCUCUCUGACCUUGAUGAAGCAAAGGGUUAUUUCGAUAAAGCUGCUGUUUUUUUCCAAAAAGCAGUGAAUGAGGAUUCGACUAAUGAACUCUACCUCAAGUCUUUAGAAGUUGCUGCCAAGGCACCAGAGUUGCACAAGGAGAUCCAUAAGCAUGGAUUUAGUCAGCAGCAGAGUGGGGAUGGGGGAUCAUCUGCUUCUACUAAUGCAAAGAGUUCCAAGAAGAAGAAGAGCAGUGAUCUCAAGUAUGACAUUUUUGGAUGGAUAAUCCUUGCAGUUGGAAUCGUUGCAUGGGUGGGAAUGGCAAAAUCCCAUAUCCCUCCCCCUCCUCCAAGAUAAGCCCAUAAAUUUGCUCCAUGUUUAAAAUAACCGUGCCUGCCUUUGUUUUUUGUUCGAUGUUUUCAAAAUUUAUCAUGUAAUGAACCAAAUGAACACGGGAAGUUGUAGUAAAUUCAAUUUUGCAUGUGGAGACGUGGAGUUGUAGCCAUGCGUUUAUUUUUAUUCUUGCCGCUUAUUUGUUAAGUUGAUCAUAUCUUCUUAAAUUAUGACUUUUAAUCAUAGGUAUGUUCACCAUGUACCGUAUUAUUGUAUCUGAAAGAGGAAAACUAUUAUGUCUUUAUCAUCUUCUAUGGCUGUAGGCAAUGUUUUGUGUUUUCAUU
Molecule: messenger RNA, 1021 nt
Organism: Tripterygium wilfordii
Lineage: Eukaryota; Viridiplantae; Streptophyta; Magnoliopsida; Celastrales; Celastraceae
Product: mitochondrial import receptor subunit TOM20-like
Exons: 6
Coding region: 90-701 (203 amino acids)
Biological process (GO): protein insertion into mitochondrial outer membrane
Cellular component (GO): mitochondrial outer membrane translocase complex
Molecular function (GO): protein binding
Source: RefSeq, a predicted model, not a curated record